Messenger RNA from Sebastes umbrosus (honeycomb rockfish), 2605 nucleotides. Its product is annotated as arrestin domain-containing protein 1-like. NCBI's taxonomy places the organism in Eukaryota, Metazoa, Chordata, Actinopteri, Perciformes, Sebastidae. The transcript has 8 exons. The record is from RefSeq and is a predicted model, not a curated record. Gene Ontology annotation, molecular function: ubiquitin-like ligase-substrate adaptor activity; ubiquitin protein ligase binding. Gene Ontology annotation, biological process: protein transport. Gene Ontology annotation, cellular component: cytoplasm. Bases 125 to 1492 code for a protein of 455 amino acids.
CUCAUCAUGGAGCGGUCAGUGACGUCAGGUGAGGAGGCGGGUCCAGAGAAUGGUUAAUGCGCAUGUUGUUGGAGCCUACAGGUACAGGUGAUCUCCACUCCGUCUCGCUGUGAUCGGGGGAAACAUGGGGAAACUUCAAGAGUUUGAGAUCACGUUUGACAAAAACAAAGUGGUGUACAGUCCGGGCGACUCUAUCUCUGGAACGGUGAAGUUCCGCCUGGGCCAGCCGCUUCAGUGUAAAGCCAUCAAAGUGAACUGCAACGGUUUCUGUGGGAUCACCAGUAAGGUAAAUGACACGGCAUGGACGGUGGAGGAGCAGUACUUCAACAGUACCGUCUCUGUUGCAGACAAAGGAACCAUGAAACAAGGAGAACACACUUUUCCCUUCAAGUUUCUCAUACCAGACACUGCUCCAACAUCUUUUGAAGGCAACUAUGGUAGGAUCAUUUACAGAGUGAGAGCUUUUAUUGACACACCGCGAUUUGCCAAGGACCACAACACAGAGAAAGCUUUCUACCUGCUACGACUUCUAAACCUGAAUGAAAUGCAAGACAUAUGGGGAACCUGUUCAUCUGCAGUGACCCAGCAGUUCACCUACAUGCUGGUGAAAACGGGCACGAUGGUCAUGAAGGCCCAGUCCGACAUGAAGGGUUACACACCAGGCCAGAUCAUCCAGGUGUUGGCCACCAUUCACAACCAGUCUGGGAAGACCACAGGCAACAUGGCGGCCAGCCUGAUGCAGAGAGUGACCUAUGAGACAAAGAGGCCCACCCACGAUGUGAGGACGAUAGCAGAGGUGGAGGGUGGUGCGGUGAAGGCUGGCAAAGAGGUGGAGUGGAAGGAACAGAUCAUCGUUCCUCCUCUUCCUCAGUCCUCCCUCGUUGGAUGUGAUCUUAUAAAGAUUGAAUAUUAUGUCAAAGUCAGUUUAAAGUCUCCAGAUGUCAUGUUGACGUUACCCAUCCACAUCGGGAACGUCUCACUGGACAAAAAACGGCACCCUUCCAAAAAAGCAACUCCUUCCUCCUCUGCUGCAGCUGAAGAUCCACAAGCAUCUGCCGCUACCCCUAACAUCUCCACCGAUCCCACUCUGCCCCCUCGCCCUGCCCCAAAACCCGCUCCACGUCCCAUCCCUCGCUCCAGGAUGUCCUCCCAUAACUCCCCCAGUGCUCCUCCAGCUGAGUACCACCAAGGAGCAGAGGGUGGGACUCCGAUGACCGACGGCUUCCCCAACAAGCGCCAGUCUCAGCUGGUGUCGCCCAAUGCCUUCAGCUAUGCUCCCGGCCUCUUUUUCUCCCAGAACCAGCAGCACAAUGAGCCCGGCACUGUCCCCAGCGAGCCUAUGCCCAGUGGGUCCACAGGGGCCACACCACCUUACCCCCUUGAGAAUGGUGCUAGCUCAAUGCCAACACCACUCAUCGUGCCUCCAGACUACGACACCUCAGCUUAUCCACAAGAGGCUCCUCCUUCUUAUGAUGAGAGCUGCAACACAUGAAGUGGAUGAAGAACUAGCAACCUCCCACCAGGAUCCCCGUCAAUUCACUCUGAUGUCAAACAAAAUGUUGUCCUGCCAUUUGAAAAGGUUGUAACUAACUUAGACACAGAGGAAAGCUAAUGUGAGCUGGUAUGAUGAGGCUAUUUUAGGGCCUAAGUCUCCAGCUUUCUGAAUGUAAGAAUCAGCAUUUUGAACUGAAAUGAAAGUGGAUUGACUUGUAGUAUCUUCACUAACCUAAUGGGGGUUAUUCUCUCCUUCAAACCAGCCACAGCCAAUCAAUACUGUCUGACCAUUUUUGGUAUACUUUUAGCACUUUGAAUGAAAGACGAGGGGAAUAUGCAGAAUAGAAUUGUCUGUUCUGUGUACAGAGCAGGAGUCAUGUUUUCAGUGAUAAUGUUUUCAGGCAUCUGUGAUGUCAAGUUCUAAAGUUUUAUGUAUGAAAACCUGUGUAAAAGAAACCCUCUCAUCUUCUAUUUAGUCUAAUAUCCUUUUUUUAGAAGCCUAAUAAGAAAUGAACCUGUAGCAUUUUUUUUAUUGGUAACGGGUGAAAUCAUCUUUAUUUUUAUGUUUGAAUAUUUAAGAGUGGAUUAAAUGGUUUGUUUGGAACAAUCUUUUUUAUUGCCUUUGAUCAGGAGUUUUCAGUUUUAUGAUGAUAAUGAACAAUCCAGAUAUUGCCAUAUAGAGCUUUGUAAAGAUAUAAUGCAUGAUCUAGUAUAGCCUCUUAAGAUUUCUGCCAUGUUUAAUCAUUUGUUACUUUCAUGUCCAUAAACUGUGUUGUAAUGACUGUUGACCUGCUUAGAGAAAUGGUGUUUUGUCGUGUAUUCUGCUUCCCCUGCUGAAUGUGUGUUGGUUCUGUAUACGUCAGACACCCCUUCUCGGUCUGAUUUCUUUCAAGAGUUGGGCAAUGAUGCAACAUCACUGGGAUUUGAGCUUUUCUUUGGCCCCCCAUUGAUGUAGUUCACAUCAUAUAUCUUAAUCAUAGAGUUUUGUGAAUAAGUUUAAUAUUUCUUGAUCAAGUUAAAUCCAUCAAACAUGCAGAAAGAAUAUUAUGUUUAUUUAUUGUUUGAGUUUUUUCCAACUGCUGUCUGGAUUUCAAUAAAUCUUUUAAAACCA